UGAAAGGAAAAACACCGGCCGUCUUCCUUAAAAAACAAAAAUAAAAAAAGAAAACGGCGUCGCCAUCGCCGCCGCCUCCUUCAGUAUCGCCUCCGCCCUCGUCGUCAUGCCACUGAUGUCUCCCGGAAUUGAAGAGGCAGAUGUCAUAAAGAAGAAGAAGAAGGAAACAAAGGCAAAAGAGAAAGAGUUGAAAAAGCAAAAAGCUUUAAACAAAGCUCUCAAGCUUCAGGAGCAACAAGCAAGUCCUUGUACUUCUAAGACGAGUAAAAAGAAGAUUGUGAGGCUUUAUGAUGAGGAAGAUGAAAAUGCAAAGGACCCAGAGACUCCAUUUGGAGAGAAGAAACGGAUGGCUGGUCAAAUGACAAAAAUCUACUAUCCAAGAGCUGUAGAGAAAUCGUGGUAUGAGUGGUGGGAGAAAAUGGGGUUCUUCUUGGCAGAUGCUAACAGCUCCAAACCUCCAUUUGUGAUUGUUUUGCCUCCCCCCAAUGUGACUGGUACCCUUCACAUAGGCCAUGCUCUUACUGCUGCUAUUGAGGACACUAUCAUUCGAUGGCGUAGAAUGUCCGGUUACAAUACCUUGUGGGUGCCUGGAAUGGAUCAUGCCGGGAUAGCAACACAGGUUGUUGUUGAAAAGAAGCUUAUGAGUGAAAAACAUUUAACCAGACAUGAUAUUGGUCGUGAGGAAUUUGUGGCUGAGGUUUGGGAAUGGAAAAAAAAGCAUGGGAGCACCAUUUUACAGCAGUUGCGCCGUUUGGGUGCUUCACUAGAUUGGUCCCGUGAGUGCUUCACUAUGGAUCAGAAAAGAUCAAAUGCUGUGACAGAGGCUUUUGUAAGGCUUCAUAAGCAAGGGCUUCUCUACAGGGAUAAUCGCAUAGUGAAUUGGGAUUGUGUGUUGCGCACGGCAAUAUCUGACAUUGAGGUGGAUUACAUUGAUAUAGAAGAAAGGACACUACUGAUGGUUCCUGGAUAUGAGAACCCUGUGGAGUUUGGCAUUCUAACUUCUUUUGCAUACCCUCUGGAGGAAGAUUUAGGUGAGAUUGUGGUGGCCACCACAAGAGUGGAAACUAUGCUUGGUGACACUGCUAUUGCUGUGCACCCUAAUGACGAGAGGUAUCGGCAUCUUCAUGGAAAACAUGCCAUCCAUCCUUUCAAUGGAAGAAGGAUUCGUAUAGUAUGUGAUGAAAUUCUUGUUGAUCCAGAAUUUGGGACUGGUGCUGUGAAGAUUACCCCAGCCCAUGAUCCUAAUGACUUUAAUGUAGGAAAGCGCCAUAAUCUUGAGUUCAUUAACUUCAAAGCCCGAGAGGCAGUGACUGAAGAACUAAAGAAGAAGGGCCUCUUCAAAGAAGCAAAGAACAAUGAGAUGCGCCUUGGAAUUUGCUCUAGAAGCCAAGAUGUUGUGGAACCCAUGAUAAAGCCCCAAUGGUACUUAAAAUGCAAUGGUAUGGGAAAGCAAGCCCUUGAUGCUGCCAUAGAUGAUGAAGAUAGAAAGCUUGAGAUCAUCCCCAGACAGUAUACUUCUGAAUGGAAGAGAUGGCUUGAAAACAUUCGUGAUUGGUGCGUUUCGAGGCAACUUUGGUGGGGUCACCGUGUUCCUGCCUGGUAUGUUGUAUACCAGAGUGAUAAGCCGGAAUAUUUUGGAGUAGUUGAUGCGCGAUGGGUGGUUGCAAGAAAUGAGGAAGAGGCUCAUGCACAGGCUAGUGAUAGAUAUGAGGGGAAGUUUCAAUUAAUUCAGGAUCCUGAUGUCCUUGACACAUGGUUUUCUUCUGGUCUCUUCCCAAUGUCUGUUUUGGGCUGGCCAGAUGACACUGAAGAUCUAAAGGCGUUUUAUCCGACUUCAGUUCUUGAAACUGGGCAUGAUAUUCUUUUUUUCUGGGUUGCCCGUAUGGUCAUGCUCGGAAUGACAUUGGGUGGCAAUGUACCUUUUACCAAGGUAUAUUUGCACCCGAUGAUUCGUGAUGCACAUGGGCGUAAAAUGUCAAAAUCGUUGGGAAAUGUCAUUGAUCCAGUUGAUGUAAUAAAUGGUGUCACCCUUGAAGGUCUACAGAAGAAGCUUUUAGAGGGAAAUUUGGAUGCCAAGGAAGUAGCUUCCUCGGAAGAAGGUCUAAAGAAAGACUUUCCUAAUGGGAUUGAGGAAUGUGGUGCAGAUGCACUGCGUUUUGCUCUUGUGUCUUAUACUGCUCAGCAUGAUAAGAUAAAUCUGGACGUCCAAAGGGUUGAGGGCUAUAGUAUCUGGUGUAAUAAAUUGUGGAAUGCCGUACGAUUUGCUCUGAGCAUACUUGGGGAUGAAUAUGUUCCACCUUCAAGUGUAAAUCCAAAUGUGUUUCCAUUUAGUUGCCAGUGGAUACUCUCGGUACUGAAUAAGGCCAUAUCCAAAACUGUUUUGUCACUGGAAUCGUACGAGUUAUCAGAUGCAGCCACUGCAGUGCAUGCUUGGUGGCAGUACCAGUUGUGUGAUGUUUUUAUUGAAGCUAUCAAGCCUUACUUUUCUGGUAAUGAUCCAAAGUUUGUGUCUGAAAGGGGAUUUGCACGAGACACACUAUGGUUAUGUCUUGAAAAUGGGCUACGGUUGCUCCAUCCGUUUAUGCCAUUUGUCACAGAAGAACUGUGGCAGCGUCUUCCAUCUUCAGGGAGUCACAAGAGGGCAACAUCAAUUAUGAUAUGUGAUUACCCAUCCACUACAGAGUACUGGACGAAUGAAAGGGUGGAGUCUGAGAUGAACCUUAUAGAGUCUCUUGUGAAAUCUCUCCGUUCACUUGCAAAAGAAAGUCGUGAAAGGCUAUCAGCUUUUGUGAUUUGUCAAACGAUUUUGGAUCGGCAGAUAAUAUGCAGCCAUCAACUGGAGAUUGAAACUCUUGCCUAUUUGUCAUCUUUGACAGUAGUCAGCCCGAAUGACUGCUUUCCACUGCCAACCGAAUCCGAUGGAUAUGUGAUGUCUGAUGUAAAUGAAAACCUUUCGGUUUUUCUGAAGGUUCCAAGAGUAAAGGCAGACCCUGAAAAGAUCAGAGAGAAGAUGGAAAAACUCAUACUGCAACGGGAAAAUCUGCUGUUGAUGAUAAGUGCUCCUGGGUACCAAGAAAAGACCUCUGAGAAGAUUCAAGAAUCCAAUGCGCACAAGCUAGCCUCCUUGGAAAAGCAAAUGAAGUCUUUGAAAAUGCAGUCUUAAAAGGGCCGCUUUGAACUCUUAUAAUAUAGUUGUUAUUAUUUUUAAAAUUUUGAAUAUUGUGUAGUUUAAUUUGCAAAUAGGGUGAUUAUUGCAUUGGUCUGCAAUUGCAUCUUACAAUUUAUUUAAAAAAAGAUACAAGCGGGAAGGGUUUGCAAGUCAAAAUCCUUUUUCUCUAGGCUAAACCUUGUUGACAUUGCAUCUCACUUGUUAAUUGUACAUGAUCAGACUA
This is a messenger RNA of Prunus mume (Japanese apricot), 3392 nucleotides long. The record is from RefSeq and is a predicted model, not a curated record. Lineage: Eukaryota; Viridiplantae; Streptophyta; Magnoliopsida; Rosales; Rosaceae.